Molecule: messenger RNA, 2057 nt
Organism: Gordionus sp. m RMFG-2023
Lineage: Eukaryota; Metazoa; Nematomorpha; Gordioida; Chordodea; Parachordodidae
Product: methionyl-tRNA formyltransferase, mitochondrial-like
Exons: 1
Coding region: 499-1947 (482 amino acids)
Biological process (GO): conversion of methionyl-tRNA to N-formyl-methionyl-tRNA; biosynthetic process
Cellular component (GO): mitochondrion
Molecular function (GO): methionyl-tRNA formyltransferase activity
Source: RefSeq, a predicted model, not a curated record
AUGCUUUUUCAUCUUACCUUAAAAAAUUAAAUCUGGAUAAUAGCAAAGAAAAUGAUAUUUGGGAGACUGAUUCAGAGUACGGAGAAAGUUAUACAUUAUUAGAAUUUCCAUCCGAGUUUAAUCACAUAUAUCAUGAUAAAAUUAAAAUUGAUAAUGCUAUAACACCAAUUAUAAAAAAUUUUGAAACAGAUAAUCCUUUAUUUUUAUUUCCAAAGAAGAAAUCCCUUUCUAAUGAAGAGAAAACAAUAUAUGAGGAAUAUCUUGGAAAAUAUAAAAAUUCUUUUGGAACAUUUAUAAUUUUGGAACACAAAAAUAUAUCUAAAACUAGUACUCAUGGGAAUAUAAAUAAAUCAACUGAUACGGUUAAUGGAAUAAGUUAUCUAGGAUUGACUCAUAAACGUUUACUAUUGAACCCAAAUAUAACUAACUGUGAUAUUCCUCCCUUUAGCUCUUUAUUUAAUGAACCAAAAAAAUCAUAAAAUUUAAUUUGAACACUUAAUGAAAUUAUUAAAAUUUCAAUUUCACAGUAAUAAAUAUUUUAAAUGCUAUGUUCAUACUAAACAAAUUAGAAUUUUAUUUUUUGGAUCUGAUCACUUUUCAGUAAGCUUCUUAAAAUAUUUUAUUGAAAUUAAUCACAAAUAUCCAGAAAAAAAUCUUAUAAAUUUAGAAGUAUAUAAUUCUAUUGAGCAACUUGAUAUAUGCCUAGCACCACCCAAAAAUUAUAACUUAAAAGUUCCAACUGUUAAUUUUCAAGAAUACAAAUGUGAAAGUUUAAUUUUAUCUAGUCCAUUGGCAUCUUACUAUUUUAAACAUUUACAUAACAGCAAUGAUUAUAAUAUAUGUAUCCCUUUUAAAAUUAAUUUAAAUAUAUGGCCACCUUUAUUAUACUAUUCUGAUGAAUCAAAUAUGAUGAAAGAAUUAAAGAAUAAAUAUGAUAUAGCAUUUGUUGCAUCUUUUGGGAAAUUUUUGUCUAAUAGUGUAAUUAAAGCAUUUCCAUUAGGUGUAUAUAAUAUACAUCCAAGUUUAUUACCUAAAUACAGAGGUCCUUGUCCAUUGUAUCACACACUCUUGAAUGAGGAUCUUUAUACAGGUAGUACAAUUUUCAAAAUUUUACCAACUGAAAAAGGUGAAAAUAAUAGUUAUGACACUGGGCCUAUUUUAGCUAGAGACUGGAUUAAAAUAUCAGAUUUAUAUGAAUAUAAAAAUAUUGAGAAUAAAUCAGGGAUUUUGAACAUUUUAAUUGAUAGAAUUGCCCAAUUUUCUGCAAACAUCUUGAAAGAAUCUUGGCCAUUUUUAUUAAAUCCUUCCACUCAUUUGAAUUUGAGGCCACAGUCAUGUCCAACCAUAUUAGAUUUAAAAUAUAAAAUCUCACCUUUUAUAAAUCCAGAUAAAAAUAAUAGCACUUUUAUUAUAGAUGGACCAACCUAUGCCCCCAAAUUGGAUUGGAUAAAGUUGUUAAAUGUGAAUUGGGCUAAUACAAAUCCUUUACAGCUAAUUAAAUUAUAUUAUAUCCUUGGAAUACAAUAUAAUGGCUUGAGGUCUAAAUUUAUGGGGCAUAUUGUCAAACUAUUGAACCCUUUUUUACUAUGCCAAUUUAAAGAAAAUCACGAUAUUUUUUUGCUUGAUCAACUAUAUUCAAAACACCUUAUACUAAAGAAAUUAUCCAACAUUACCAGCUUAAAUUCACAGAGCCAAAGCUUACAUGUGGAUUGUGACCAAAUCACUAGAGAUAAACCAUUGCCAGGUGCUUUAUUUUAUAGCUAUCAAUUCAAUUCCAUCUUCAUUGCUUCAUACCAAUCAAACAAUCAAAAUUCUAACAUAAACUGGAAAUGGAUAGGCUUUAAAGAUGUCAAAUACAGGGGCACUAAAAUGACUGCCUUUGAUUUUUAUAAUGGUUAUUUAUCAAAACCUGACUAUCAAACUGAAAUUUUAGAAGGGGUGGAUUAAAAUGUGCACCUUAUUGUACAUAUUUAAUAUUUACAACUAUAUUGCCAAUAUAAAUAUUUAGUUUAUAUAACUUUACCUAAGUUUAUUAUAUUAUAAAAAGUAUCUGAAAU